AUGAGUAACGAUCAACACUUUCACUACAUUUCCAAGCGGACACGUCGGAAGACCGUUACUUCCAAAACUGUUGAAGAAACAGACGCAUCUCCUGUGAAAGCAAAGAAAGCUGGGGGUAGGAAGUCUGUGACCUCGGAAGGUGUUGAAGGAGAAGAUGAGUCGACCAUAAAACCAGUGACUCGUAGGCGCAAAAAGCUUGCCAGUGACGAAAGCAUUGAAGGGGAAGAUGCUCCGGCAGCGAAGCCGGUGAAGCGCAGAAGUAAAAAGUCAUCAACUGAAGAACCCGUGGAAGGAAAAGAGGAAACGGCAGCGAAACCGGUGAAGCGCAGAAGUAAAAAGCUCGCUGAACGAAGCCUUGAAGGAAAAGAUGGAACCGCUGUUGAAACAGAAAAUCUAAAACGAGGUCGGUCUGAACAGGCGAAGGAUUUGGAGCCAGAAUUUGAAGCGGAAGAAGAACCAGAAGAUGAUGUAGAGACAAAUGUAGAUGAGUUCAUAAAAAUCCCUACGGCCCUCAGAGCAUACCUCUCAAAAGCUCACAUGGCGGGUUCAGCUAUGGGGGAUAGAACACGUGUAAACAUCCUCAACGAGGCACUGUGUGAUGACAUUAUCGAUCGUUUUGGCUCAUCGCUUUUAAAACACACUGGCUGCGACAUUAUCGACAUAAAUCCAGGCUUAGGAAUUUGGUCAUCUAAAAUCCACGACCUUCUUAAACCGCGAACACAUCUCCUCAUGGAACCUGAUGCCAAGAAAUACCUUCCCUACCUUCAACCACUCCUUGAUGCAGAAGGUUCUACUUAUCAGCACAUACCGAAGUCUGGAACCGUCUGGGAACAUCUCAGGCAUGUUACCACUCCAGAAUUUUUACCACACCAGGUAAAACUCUCACCAGAUGAUCCGAAGAUCAACGAACCAAACAAUACCCUUCUCGUGAUUGCGAAUCUUGCCCAUUACCCCAGGAAAAAGUACCGCGGGUUUGAGUCCAUGUCACAACUAGUAAUGUAUCAACUUCUUGCCGCAGCAAGAUCGCAUGCCUUAUUCCAUGAAUAUGGUCUCAUACGUAUGCUGAUAUGGAUUCCUGAUGUCGAGAAAACAACAUGGUUAGUACGUCAUAUCGCACAGAUGCGCAAAAAUGCCGUGGAAGCCCAGAUAACUACAAAUUAUAUUCGAGAAAUUGCGAGUUCAACUGUGGACAAUCAUCGAUUUGUGAGAGACUCUGAGGCUGCAUUGAAUAAUUCGAUAGACGUCGUCCGUAACAUGGAUAGAAUGGGCAUAACAACUCCUGUACAUAGGCAAGGGCCAAUGGAAAUAGCAGCCAGGCAGUCACUUGCUACAGGUGGGCAUCAGGUUAAAAAUGAAGAUUUUGAACGUUUCAGAAGAGGUUGGAUAGAGGAAUUUGAGGAUCUGCAAAGGCGAUUGGACGAGGGAACACUGGUGAAAUAUGAGGAGGAGCCGGUUGAGAAGGUCAAAAAGUCCACGCCAGGAAAGGAGAAAAAAAACUACACCAAGGAAUAUGCACGUUAUGUCUUUUUGAGAUCAAAGAAACGAGUCAUCAAUGUUCAUGGACUGCUGACGGAAGAACUUAUCAAUGACCACAACAACAUCAACCAGCUCCAUAGCAAAGUUAUGAAAGAAGAUUCGACCUUGGAGGACAUAGAGAAGUCUAAGGAUGAAUUAAAGGCUAUGAUCAAGGCAUAUGAGGAUAAAAUUGCAAAUCUUCCUUUAGCCGCCUUUAAGAUCUAUGCUGUCCGACUCGAUGGUGCGCGCAUUUGUACGGAAUUCGAGAAGAGAGAGAUGGAGCCGCUUAAAGUAUAUGCAAAAGAAUUCAGACCGCAGUCAGAAUUGUGCCUUUUGGACAUUCAGCCACAAGCUCUUUGGCCUAUCCUCCGUCAAAAUUACCCUCAGAACUUUGAUGUCUUCGAAUACAUAAUUGGUACUGUAUACGCACACCCUGCCGACACAGUCUAUGAGUCUUUGGAAAACUUAUGGCCUGGCGCGUUGGAUUACAUAGCAGACAAAUGUCCUUCUUUAACCGACCCUGAGAAAGGAGGAUCGUUUGACCUGAAACAUUUGUCGAGUGGAAGUAUGGUUCAUGAUGCAGACCAUGUAGAGGAUGAUGUGCUGGAAGGCCCUUGA
Molecule: messenger RNA, 2133 nt
Organism: Sclerotinia sclerotiorum 1980 UF-70
Lineage: Eukaryota; Fungi; Ascomycota; Leotiomycetes; Helotiales; Sclerotiniaceae
Exons: 6
Coding region: 1-2133 (710 amino acids)
Biological process (GO): transcription initiation at mitochondrial promoter
Cellular component (GO): mitochondrial matrix; mitochondrial DNA-directed RNA polymerase complex
Molecular function (GO): mitochondrial transcription factor activity
Source: RefSeq, a predicted model, not a curated record